AUGGGCGGCAUCGCAGCAGACGUAUUUGCGUCGUCUCCUCCACGACCGACGAAUCUCCCGACUGGAACUCCGACUCCCCCUCCCGAGCCCAUGUCAGAGCCGUAUCACGGCUAUUCUUUCCCCCACAACAGACUCAAGCGCCGCCUGACGCAUCCCAACAAGACGCCGCUGGUCCUGGUGUCGUGCGGCAGCUUUUCGCCGCCCACUUCCUUGCACAUGUCCAUGUUUUCCGUCGCCGAGAGUUACGCGGAGCGCACCGGCUUCGAGCUGGUCGGCAGCUACAUGAGCCCUUGCAGCGACACCUACGGCAAAAGUUCUCUGGUCCCUGCUCACCAUCGCAUUAACAUGUGCCGUUUAGCCAUUGAGCAGACAAACAGCAACGCCAUGAUCGACGACUGGGAGACUCUGCGCCGCGACGAGGCCGGCCGCCCAGUUUACACACGCACUGCCGAUGUCCUCAAGCGCCUGGACGAGCAGCUCAACGACGUGCUGGGCGGCAUCCAGACCCUGGACGGCACAUUUGUAAGAGCAAGGGUCAUGCUGCUUAUCGGGGCCGACUUGGCCCUCACCAUGAGCGAUCCCAAGGUGUGGGCGCCGGCCGAUAUUGACGUGCUCCUGGGCUACUAUGGCGCCUUCAUCGUUGAGCGGCCUGCUCUGUGUGCGACCCAGGACGCCAUCCAGCCCUUGAAGAAGUAUCACGGCAACAUCAUGGUCGUCCCGUCCUUUCAAAACGACGUCUCGUCGACCAAGGCCCGAGCCCAGAUCCGGAACGGCGAGGUCGCACAGGAUUUGCCGAGAUCCGUCUACGACUACAUCAAGCUGCAUCAUCUGUACGGGAGCGCGCCCCCCAAGGACCGGCAUGUGGACAAGAAUGGGAAGCCAGACCUGGAAAUGGUCUCGCCCCGUCUGCCCGUCGCAUCGCACAGAUGA
Trichoderma breve is the source of this 930-nucleotide messenger RNA. Its product is annotated as cytidylyltransferase-like domain-containing protein. The transcript has 2 exons. NCBI's taxonomy places the organism in Eukaryota, Fungi, Ascomycota, Sordariomycetes, Hypocreales, Hypocreaceae. Gene Ontology annotation, molecular function: nicotinate-nucleotide adenylyltransferase activity; nicotinamide-nucleotide adenylyltransferase activity. The coding region runs from base 1 to 930 and encodes 309 amino acids. The record is from RefSeq and is a predicted model, not a curated record. Gene Ontology annotation, biological process: NAD+ biosynthetic process.